AUGCUGGUAUGGCAGGAAAGUUCUAUAAGAAUUUUUAAUCAGUCGCUAGGCGGGGGUGCUUGCGAGGGGGCCUACGGCGCGGGGGCCGGCGGGGGCGUCGCGGCGGCGGCAGUGCGUCGCGCGCGGCCGACGCGCCGCCCGCCCAGCAGUCGCCCGCGCGAUCGCCACACACGCGACACGCCUAACAGAGCACGCCACACGCGCGCCGACGCCGCGAUGACGUCGCCCGCCCGCCGCUAA
This is a messenger RNA of Danaus chrysippus (African queen), 240 nucleotides long. Lineage: Eukaryota; Metazoa; Arthropoda; Insecta; Lepidoptera; Nymphalidae. The record is from the annotation of a GenBank genome assembly.